AUGUCUGAAUCCGAAAACACAGAUGUUGUAGACCAACAUACAAAACAUGAAAACAAUCCAAGAAAAAGAAUCCGUCAUCGUAAAAAACAUCUGUAUGAAAAUAUAAUGAAACAAAUGGAAUUCUACUUCAGUGAUGCUAACCUUAGUAAAGAUAGAUUUCUCGGAGAUUUAGUGAAAAAUGAUCCUUUCGUACCAAUCUCCGAAUUUCUCAAAUUUAAUAAGAUUCGGUCUAUGACGCAGGAUAUUAGUGAUAUUGUCAAAUCUAUGAAGCAUUCUACAUUCUUAGAAUUGUCAGAAGAUAAACUUAAAGUUAGAAGAAAAACUCCAAUGAUGCCUUAUGAUGCAGAUUUAAGGACAAUAUAUGUUGAGUCGAUCCCAGUAACAGCUAAUCGAGAGUGGUUACAAAGAGUAUUUUCAGAUUAUGGCCAAGUUGCCUAUAUAUCACUACCAAAGUUCAAGAAUUCAAAUAAAAUUAAAGGUUUUGCUUUUAUAGAAUUUUCUAAACAACAAGAAGCACAAAAGUGCUUAACAGCAUUCACUAAAAUGGGUUGCAAAUUACCUUUGUGUAUGCCACCUGAAGAACUAUCAUCAAUUAAAAUGUUCAGUAUUGAAAAUAUGGAAGAAAAUUUGGAUAAUAAUCCUGAUUUAAAAGCUGAGUAUGAACCACCGAAAAAAAAAGUUAAGAAGACAAAAGAUAAAAAGCCAUCAAAAUCUUUAGAUUUAAAAUUAGAUCAUGAAUCUGACAGUGAAAAGAAAAUUGAUACACCAACUGAUGAAAAUAAGGGUAUAACUACACCUAGUGAGGAAGGAAAAAACACUGAUGUCGAGUUUAAAGAUGGUAUGACAAGUAAUGAUGAAAAUAAACUAUUGGAUAAUACUCCAAGAAAGAAAAAGCUAAAGAAACGGUCUUCCAAAGAAAAAGGCAAAGACCUAGCCAAAGGCGAAGCCCCUAAAGGUGCUCUGUGGGGCCUUCAAGUUUUACCCAAAUGUGAAUGGAAGGCACUAAGAAAUAAAUAUUUAAAUUUGCAAAGGAAGUACAUGAAAGCAAUAAAGACAAAUUUACACAGCAAAAGACAUGGAUAUUCCGGGAUACCUGCACCCGCUACUCCCGCUAUGGAAGUUGAACCAGUGAACAGUACAAGAGAUAGUGAUAGUAGCAAGAAUGUGGAACCAUUAGAAAAGAUCCCUGGAGUGUUUGUCAAAGAAGUCCUCUCAGAGCCUUGUCUCGACGUGAGGCUCACUAAGAGAACAAUAAAGAGCAACAUCCACGCGUUGCACGUCGACGUGAAGGAAGGACAGUCUGACGUCAUCAUUCGGUUCGACUCUGCAAAGGCAGCGGAAGAGUACUGUGCUAGCUCAAGUACAGCGCGAGUGUUAUGCGGUACAGAGGAGCAAGAGCAAUGGCAACGCGCAGAGAGUGCUCGGACAAAUAAGCGUGUUAGAGGACGCACGCGGCUUCUCGUCAAGGCCGCCGCCCUGAACGAGCCUGCCGCCCUGGUACCGGCCUCGCCCCAGCCCACACACACACACAUACGAUUUGAAGAUGAA
Brenthis ino (lesser marbled fritillary) is the source of this 1548-nucleotide messenger RNA. The record is from the annotation of a GenBank genome assembly. Lineage: Eukaryota; Metazoa; Arthropoda; Insecta; Lepidoptera; Nymphalidae.